This is a messenger RNA of Periophthalmus magnuspinnatus, 6064 nucleotides long. It is a transcript of the gene otofa, whose product is annotated as otoferlin a. The record is from RefSeq and is a predicted model, not a curated record. Gene Ontology annotation, molecular function: AP-2 adaptor complex binding; calcium ion binding. Lineage: Eukaryota; Metazoa; Chordata; Actinopteri; Gobiiformes; Gobiidae. Gene Ontology annotation, cellular component: presynaptic active zone membrane; synaptic vesicle membrane. Gene Ontology annotation, biological process: synaptic vesicle priming; plasma membrane organization.
AUGGCUCUAAUGGUUCACCUGAAGACAGUGGCUCACCUGAAGGGGAAGAGUGACCGUAUCGCCAAAGUCACGUUCAGAGGACUGUCCUUCCACAGCCGUGUAGCAGAGAACUGUGAGGAUGUCGCCCCAUUUAACGAGGUGUUCCGGUGGCCGAUUGCCAGUCAGUUGGAUCAAAAUGAGAUGCUGGAGAUCCAAGUCUACAAUUACAGCAAGGUCUUUUCCAACCGACUGGUGGGGACUUUCAGCAUGGUGCUUCAGAAAGUAGCCCAGGAGGGACAUCUACAGCUCACAGAUACACUGAUAGAUGAGAACAAUACUUCUAUAAAGACCAGUGUGAGCGUGGAGAUCCGGUAUCAGCCCAUGGAGGGCACAGUGGGCUCCUGGAGCGAGGGGGAGUUCCUGGACGUCCCAGACGACAGAGACGGGGUUUUUACCUUUGAGACAGACAGCCUCCUGUCCAGCCAUGGAUCAGGCACUUCACCUGGACGCUCACUGCAUGGAUCUAUACCAACCUUCAGGAAAGCGGGGAAAGGAGUGUUCUCAGCCAUGAAACUCAGCAAGAUCAGGAGCCCUCGGGAAGACCACAGGAGAGAUGAGCCUGCAGUGCUGGACAUGAUGGAUGACUUGGACAGGAAGGCCAUGAGGAUCGCCGGGAGCCUGGAGCCUGAUACUGUGUCUCUGGCAUCAGUCACUGCGGUAACCACCAACGUCUCCAACAAGAGGUCAAAGCCAGAUAUCAAGAUGGAGCCCGGCUCAGGGCGACCAGUGGACUACCAGAUCAGCAUCACAAUCAUUGAAGCCCGGCAGCUGAUCGGACUGAACAUGGACCCCGUGGUGUGUGUGGAUAUUGGGGACGAGAAGAAGUACACAUCUAUGAAGGAGUCCACCAACUGUCCAUACUACAACGAGUAUUUUGUGUUCGACUUCCACGUCCCGCCUGAUGUGAUGUUUGACAAGAUCAUAAAGCUUUCAGUCAUUCACUCCAAGAACCUCCUCCGCAGCGGGACCCUGGUAGGCUCUUUCAAGAUGGACGUGGGGACAGUUUAUUCACAGGCUGAGCACCAGUUUUACCACAAGUGGGCGAUGUUGUCUGACCCUGAUGACAUCACAGCUGGGUGUAAAGGAUACCUGAAGUGUGACAUCGCUGUGGUGGGCAAAGGCGACAACAUCAAGACCCCACAUAAGGCCAAUGAGACGGAGGAGGACGAGAUAGAGGGGAACCUGCUGCUCCCAGAGGGCUUCCCGACCGAGCGGCAGUGGGCCCGGUACUACGUGAAGAUCCAUCGAGCCGAGGGUCUGCCCAAAAUGAACACCAGAAUCAUGGCCAACGUCAAGAAGGCCUUGAUCGGGGAGAACCGCGAUCUGGUGGACCCCUACGUGCAAGUGCAAUUUGCUGGACAGAAAGGGAAGACCUCAGUCCAGAAGAGCAGCUAUGAGCCCAUCUGGAAUGAGCAGGUGGUGUUCACAGAGCUCUUCCCUCCUCUGUGCAAACGCAUCAAGGUCCAGAUCCGAGAUUCCGACAAGGUCAACAACGUCGCCAUAGGAACACACUUCAUCGAUCUACGCAAAAUCUCCAAUGACGGUGACAAAGGUUUCCUCCCUACACUGGGUCCGGCCUGGGUCAACAUGUACGGCUCCACUCGACAGUACAGUCUGAUAGACGAGCACCAGGACCUGAACGAUGGGCUGGGGGAGGGCGUCUUCUUCAGGGCCCGGCUGCUACUGUCUGUGGCCGUGGAGAUCCUGGACACAACCUCCCCAGAGCUAACCUGCUCCACCGAGGUGCAGAGUGAGCCCAUCUCCAACAUAUCCGAGAGCGCUACAGGAAAAGUGGAGGAGUUUUUCCUCUUUGGUUCCUUCCUGGAGGCGACAAUGAUCGACCGCAAAAUUGGAGACAAACCAAUAAACUUCGAAAUCACAAUAGGUAACUAUGGAAACCAGAUAGAUGGCAUCAGCAACCGUCCAUCGCCGAAGAAGAAGAAAAAGGAUGGAGAGAGUGAGGAGGAGGAGAACGAGCUGAUUCAGAACUCCAGUGAGGAAGAGGGAGAGGAGGAGGGGGACCUAACCUCUGUGUCCACCACUCCACCCAUGAGACCGGUCAUAACAGACAGAAACUACUUCCAUCUGCCGUACUUUGAGAAGAAGCCCUGUGUGUACAUCAAGAGCUGGUGGCAGGACCAGAGACGCAGACUGUACAACUCCAACAUGAUGGACAAGAUUGCAGACAAACUGGAGGAGGGUUUGAACGACGUGCAGGAGAUCAUUAAGACAGAGAAGGCCUUUCCCGAGCGCAGACUGCGGGGGGUGCUGGAGGAGCUCAGUGUGGGCUGCAGUCGAUUUGUGACUUUGGCGAAUAAAGACAUUAAUCAAGCAGGAAGGACCAAACUGGACCGGGAGCGUCUGAAAACCUGCAUGAGGGAGAUGGACAGCAUGGGGCAGCAGGCCAAGCAGAUACGCACACAAGUGAAGAAAAACAGCGUCAAAGACAAGCUCAAACUGGCUCAGAACUUCCUCCAGAGACUGCGUUUCCUGGCAGAUGAGCCUCAGCACAGCAUUCCAGAUGUGUUUGUUUGGAUGAUGAGCAACAACAAGAGGAUCGCCUAUGCUCGCAUCCCUUCCAAAGACCUGCUCUACUCCAUCGUGGAUGAGGAGACUGGGAAAGACUGUGGCAAAGUCAAGGCUGUGUUUCUUAAACUGCCUGGUAAGAAGGGCUUUGGUCCGGCCGGGUGGACAGUGCAGGCCAAGCUGGAGCUGUACCUGUGGCUGGGUCUGAACAAGCAGAAGAAGGACUUCCUGAACGGGCUGCCCAAUGGCUUUGAGGAGGUCAAGGCCUCCAAGAGCGCCCCCAGUCUGCAGUCUGUGCCCCCCGUCACCCUCGUCUACAACAUGAAGCAGGUGUUCCAGCUCAGGGCCCACAUGUAUCAGGCCCGCAGCCUCUUUGCAGCAGACAACAGUGGACUCUCUGACCCGUUCGCCAGGGUCUUCUUCUCCACGCACAGCCAAGUCACAGAGAUCCUGAACGAGACCCUGUGCCCCACGUGGGACCAGCUGUUGGUGUUUGACGAUGUGGAGCUGUUUGGAGAAGCCAGCGAGCUCCGAGACGAUCCACCCAUCAUUGUCAUCGAGUUCUACGACCAGGACACUGUGGGCAAGGCAGAGUUCAUAGGUCGCACAUUCGCCAAGCCCACCAUAAAGAUGUGUGAUGAGCACUACGGCCCCCCGAGGUUCCCCCCUCAGCUAGAGUACUACCAGAUCUACAGAGGCCACUGCACUGCUGGGGAGCUGCUGGCCGCAUUUGAACUGCUACAGAUUGGUCAGGGGGGCCGAGCUGAGCUUCCUCCUAUUGAAACAUGCACAGACUCAGAGCGUGGACCCAUAGUCCCCGUGCCUCUGGGGAUCAGACCUGUGCUCAGCCGCUACCGCAUAGAGGUCUUGUUCUGGGGCCUGAGGGACUUGAAGAGAAUAAACCUGGCUCAGGUGGACCGACCCCGUGUGGACAUAGAGUGUGCGGGACGAGGAGUGCAGUCGACGCUCAUUCAAAACUACAAGAAAAAUCCAAACUUCAGCACUCUGGUCAAAUGGUUCGAGGUGGACCUCCCAGAGAAUGAGCUGCUACACCCCCCUCUGAAUAUCCGCGUGGUGGACUGUAGGGCCUUUGGGAGGUACAUCCUUGUGGGCUCUCACGCCGUCACCAGCCUGAGACGUUUCAUCUACAGCGCCCCAGACAAGAGCUCCAACCACUGGGCCACUGCAGCUAAACUAAUGAACGGCUACCUGGUUCUAACUAACGGCGGCUCGCAGCCUCAUGCCUCACCCAGCGUCUCCUCGCGCACUUUCUCUCGCCCCGCAGGUGACGUCAUCCUCAACAUGGACGACACCAGCGUUCGCAAGAUGGACACCGUAGUCAAACUGGACGCUAUGUCUGACGCUGUAGUCAAAGUGGACAUGGAGAGCAAAGACAAAAAGAAGAAGAAGAAAAAGAAGGGAGUGGCAGAGGAGGAGGAGGAGCCAGAUGAGAGUGUACUGGACUGGUGGUCCAAGUACUUUGCCUCCAUAGAGACACUCAAGGAGAAGCUGAAGGCUCAGGAGGCAGCCCAGGCCGAGGCAGAGGAGAGAGAGGAUCUGGAGAUUCUGGUGGAGACUGGAGAGCUCAAACCAGACGACCUUCUGCUCAAAGGCCCCAAGCUCAAGGACAAGAGCAAAGACAAGAGGUUCACCAAGGAUAAGAAGAAAGGCAAGGAGGCAGCAGACGGGGCAGAGAAGAGGCCUGUCAAACUCCGAGUGGACGAGCUCAUGGUGUACAACAAGGAGCUGGAGUCAGAGUACGGGGACUUUGAGGACUGGCUGCACACGUUUAAUCUGUACAGAGGAAAGGCUGGUGACGAUGACGAGCACGCACAGGACGAAGACAGGAUAGUGGGCAGAUUCAAGGGUUCCUUGUGCAUGUACAAGCUCCCUCUGUCAGAAGAGAUCACCAGAGAAGCAGGAUAUGACCCAAAUAUGGGCAUGUUCCAGAGCAUCCCCCACAACGACCCAAUCAAAGUGCUGGUUAGAGUCUACGUGGUCCGGGCGACAGACCUCCAUCCUGCUGAUAUCAAUGGGAAGGCCGAUCCAUAUGUUGUGAUCAAACUGGGCAAGUCCGAAAUCAAAGACAAGGAAAACUACAUCUCCAAACAACUCAAUCCUGUUUUUGGCAAGUCAUUCGACAUAGAGGCCACGUUCCCGAUGGAGUCCAUGUUGACUGUGUCCGUGUAUGACUGGGACCUGGUGGGCACAGACGACCUGAUCGGAGAGACCAAGAUCGACCUGGAGAACCGCUUCUACAGCAAAUACAGAGCCACCUGUGGCAUCUCCUCACACUACUCACUUCAUGGAUACAACAUCUGGCGGGACCCGAUGAAGCCCAGUCAGAUCCUGGUGCGGCUGUGUAAGGAGGGGAAGAUGGAGCCUCCCCAGUACGGCCCGGGGGGCACUGUGCAGGUGGGGGGGCGGGUGUUCCAGGCACCCACGGAGAUCGAGGACGAGAAUGGUUUGAAGAAGCAGACGGAGGAGCACUUGGCCCUGACUGUGUUGAACCACUGGGAGGAGAUCCCCAGAGUGGGCUGUAAACUGGUGCCUGAGCAUGUGGAGACCAGAGCUCUGCUCAACCCAGACAAGCCUGGCAUAGAACAGGGCCGUAUUGAGAUGUGGGUGGACAUGUUCCCCAUGGACUCGCCCGCUCCAGGACCUGCUCUGGACAUAUCGCCACGGAAACCAAAAAGAUAUGAGCUCAGGGUGAUUAUUUGGAAUACAGACGAAGUAAUUCUGGAGGACGAUGAUUUCUUCACUGGGGAAAAGUCCAGUGACAUAUUUGUGCGGGGAUGGCUAAAGGGUCAGCAGGAGGACAAGCAAGACACAGACGUGCACUACCACUCUCUGACAGGAGAGGGCAACUUUAACUGGCGCUUUGUUUUCCCGUUCGAUUACCUCAUGGCCGAAGAGAAGAUCGUCAUAUCCAAGAAGGAGUCCAUGUUCUCCUGGGACGAGACGGAGUACAAGAUCCCCCCACGACUGACGCUGCAGGUGUGGGACGCAGACCACUUCUCUGCUGAUGACUUUCUGGGUGCCAUAGAGCUGGAUCUGAACCGCUUCCCUCGCGGGGCAAAGACAGCCAAACAGUGCACUCUGGACAUGGUCAAGAAGGAGCAGGAGCUUCCCACCAUCUCCAUCUUCAAACAGAAGAGGGUCAAAGGCUGGUGGCCCUUUGUGGCCCGAGACGAGAAUGACGACAUGGAGCUAACGGGUAAAGUAGAGGCGGAGCUGCAUCUGGUGACCGCAGAGGAAGCAGAGAAGAGCCCUGUGGGCCUGGGCCGAAAUGAGCCUGAUCCUCUGGAGAAGCCAAACCGCCCAGACACAACCUUCCUGUGGUUCCUGAGUCCCCUGAAGGCCGUGCGUUACCUGAUCUGUACCCGAUACAAGUGGCUCAUCAUCAAGGUGUUACUGGCCCUGCUCCUGCUCAUCAUGCUGGGGCUCUUCCUCUACAGCAUGCCCGGGUACCUGGUCAAGAAGCUGCUAGGGGCCUGAG